AAUUAUUAAUAAUUACACAUAAUUUGAUAAUUGUAAUUUGAAUGUUUCAUUUCCAAAAUCCAAAUCAUCUAUAGUGAUUACGAUUAGUGAAACUAAACACUUUGAAGUAGAGGUAAAGAAUUAAGAAUCUGUUAUUUAAUCUAGAUUAUUAUUCGAUUAUGCUGAAUUAAUAAAUAUUAUAAUCAUUGCCUUUGAGGGCUCGUGAAUUUUUUUUCAACUAAAGUAUGGAGAUUAACAUUGCCGAUGUUAACUUCAGAAUAUAAACUGUGAUAUUAAAGAAAAUAAGGUACCGGCUUUUUGUCAAGGUAAUUAAAACAAUAGUCAAUAGUUAUUGGGUUAGAAUUAUUAUUAUGACACAAAGUAAACAACGUCUAUCAGUUAAGAACAUAAAAUGUUAUAAAAAUAAUGAUUUAAAUAAUUUAGCUAUACUUGUGCCAUAUUGUUAAGGUAUUUUCAAUUAAAGCACAGAAUAAUUAUUUAGUUAAUAAUAUGUUUAAUAAGUUGCUAGAAUUUAUAGUAGAGUUCUAACCCAAUCAUAUAUUAUUCUCAUUUGAAAGGAAAUGCUUUUAUAGAAGGUGACAUUUAAUAUUGAGAUGCCCAAAGAAGAGGGAAGAAAAGAAUCUUCUGAGGGGGAAGAUAUUCCCAGUGACUUUUUUGAUGACUUUUGCAAAGAUGAUUUUAUGGAAGUUAUUGAUAGUUGGAAUGAUGAUACUAAGGAUUCCCGACCAACAAUCAAUGAAAAGGCUCUUGACAAUGUUGAUGAUUUACGAGAGCUGAUACCAAACCAAAACAGGAAAAACUCACGCAGCAAACAACACAGUCCACAUGAAACAGAGUAUGAAGAAGAACGUUUGAAUGAAUACAUACGCCCUGGAAGUCGUCGGGAUCCUAAUAAGACAAAACAAGCAAUAAAGAGAGACAAGGAAGUUAAAGUUAAAGAACUUCUUGCGAAACAUCUAGAAUCCAUGGAUGAUAUAAGACCACCAGGGACUGAAUUGGAUGAUUAUUUUGAUGAAAGCAGAAACAGCGAAAAAAAGAAAUUCGUUGAAGAAGUAACCAGGAGACAUAUGAGUGAGAAACGACCCCGGUCACCAUCCCCCAUGAAGCAUGCAGUGGAAAGAAGAAAAGACUCGCCAAGGAAUCGUCGCGAAUCACCUUUAAGAAAACGUAGAGAUUCACCAUUCAGGCAUCGUAGGGACUCGCCGCUAAAAUUUCGUCGAAUAUCACCAAGACACAAUCGUGAUUCACCAGUGCGGAUUCGACGUGACUGGUCGCCAAAACGCCGAGAAAUACGAGGAUUUCGAUACCGCGGACACAGUCGUCUCAGCCCUAGUUACAUUUCGCGCCGACCUCAUGUUUUACAUCGGAGCCCACGACGAAGCCCAAAGAGAUAUCAGAGUCCAGAUUUAAGGCGGGAACGCCCAUCAAGAUCACCAUACAAGCGUUAUAAAUCGCGUUCUAUUUCACAGUCCCGAAGAGAAGAGAUUAAGGAUCAUGAUGAUCAAUAUUUAUAUGCUGCAUCGCAAUAUGUGCAAAAUACUGGAACGUCAUAUCAGCGGCCUCCAGAAAGUUUUGCUGCAUACACAGAACCAUACUACCCUCCUGAAGCCGUGCCACAACCAGUUCCUGCUCCAACCAACUCUAUGCCAGCACCUAAUAUGGUUCCUGCACCUUUUCAAAUGUCAUCUGGUAACUUACAAAAUCUGGACAUAAAUUUAACUACACAGUGUGAUGCUUUGGCUAAGUUGGUUGCUGAUGGAAAACUUUCACAUGAAGAUUAUUUAAAACUAGCACCAAUUAAAGUGCUGAAUCGCUGUAGGAUAGCAAUGGAAACUCUUUGUAAAUUGGGACUGCCAAAUCGUUUGCUCAUGAACACUAGGAUCAAACCUCAAAAGGAGGAGAAGCUGACAACACAAUGUCCUGUCAAGAAGUUUUGCUCCCCUCUCAAAAGGCAGGGUGCAGUCGAGUAUCAUUUCUCCAAAAGUAGUCAAUCAUUGAUGGUUCAACGCAACAAGGAGAUCAUAGAUUCAAUCAUCUCAGCAUUAUCUUUGGAAAAGAUUGUUGCAAAGCCAAAGAAGGUGCGGAAAGACAUGAGGGAUGCUUCAGUACAGACAACAUUGCCUGUUUGUGAUGUGUGUGAUAUUCGUGAAUCAACCAAGUUUAGUGAUAUGAGUACAUCAAUAAAUCCUGAAUAUUUUUCAUCCUCGGUACACACUCAAGUGAUUGAAGAAGACUUGUAUAGCUCCAAAUCAAUGUUCAACCCAAGUGGCAGCAGCAGCAGCGGCCCGCCAAUCUCCAUAGCUCAUCUGACACCUGCGCAACUUGUCUCCCAGCUAGCAGCAAGAGCCAAGACCUUGAAGCAUACAGACACUUCACAUUCAGCUCCUAGAAGAAAUUUUGAUGAUUACCAUAGAGGUGGUAAUCAAUAUCAAAAUUCAAACUAUAAUAAUUAUCGAUAUUAAUAAUGUAUUUCGAUUGUAAAACAAAUUAAGAUUUCAUAUGAUAUGAUAAUAAACAAUUCUUAUUUGCA
Molecule: messenger RNA, 2530 nt
Organism: Pieris napi
Lineage: Eukaryota; Metazoa; Arthropoda; Insecta; Lepidoptera; Pieridae
Exons: 3
Coding region: 594-2462 (622 amino acids)
Source: RefSeq, a predicted model, not a curated record